AUGUCCGAAACACUGUUUGGCACUGCGGUUGCCAGUGUCACGGCUUCGGUUGUCGAGUCGUGCGUCACAUAUCCGCUCGAGUAUCUCAAGGUGCGUGAGCAGAUUGCGAUUCGUCCACUUGGAAUGGCCGAGAAGUUUAGAGUGCCCAACUACACUUCGGUUUUCUACAAGGGCUCGUCGGCCCUUAUUCUGGGCUCGGCAGUCAAAACGAUGGUUCGCUUCCGCGUAUACAACUGGGCAACAAAGUUCAUGACCGAAAGCUCUAGUGGCAAGCCAUCUGCAAUUGCUAGUGCAGGCCAAAUGGCGGUUGCGGGUAUUUUGACUGGCAUUGCCGAGUCGGUGAUUUUGGUCCCUUUUGAAAGCGUCAAGACCACCAUGAUUGAGUCUAGUGCCUUGGGUAAAGGUUAUGCUGAAGGGAGCUUGCCUGUUCCUGGCUCUAAAGGCACAGAGGCCGCUUUCAAGACUACCACCACGCCGCGACCGGUUUCUUCAAACGCGGGAACUAAGCGGCCUCGUCAGAUUCGACCCCAGAUUGCCGUCAUGCCGCAGAACUCACUUUACGAAGUGUCUGAAGCGCAAGGAUUCUUGAGAACGGCCCAGAAAAUGUACAGCGAUCGCGGUGUUCGCGCAUUCUGGCAAGGCUUUAAUCCUACAAUCUUAAGGCAGAUUGCAAACUCCUCGUUGAAUUUCACAACUUACAAUUUCCUGCGGCAGAUUUUCACCCCUAAUGAAGAAGUUAUUGGCCUCACACCUCUUGUCGCUCUCACAGGAAUCACUGGCUUGGUGCAGGCGCUGGCCACUCAGCCUAUUGACGUGAUCAAGUCGCGUAUGCAAACUACAAACGGUCUCAAGCUCUAUGGAAACUCAUUGUUGUGCGCCUAUCGUAUUUAUAGUGAAGAAGGCGUGGCAAGACUCUGGGCAGGUGUUUUCCCCCGCUGGCUACGUAUUUGGCUCUCUGGAGGUAUCAUGUUUGUUGUUUACGAGCAGUCGAACCGUCACAUUCAAUCCCUGAUGAAGGAAAAUCCAUUCGCAUGGAAGUAA
Molecule: messenger RNA, 1041 nt
Organism: Wickerhamiella sorbophila
Lineage: Eukaryota; Fungi; Ascomycota; Dipodascomycetes; Dipodascales; Trichomonascaceae
Exons: 1
Coding region: 1-1041 (346 amino acids)
Biological process (GO): mitochondrial citrate transmembrane transport
Source: RefSeq, a predicted model, not a curated record